AUGAGCAAAGUAAAUGUUCUGGUCGAGACUUCAGAUGGCAUUACAAUUCCAAUCCUUCGUUGGUACUAUCAUACUGAAGAACCUCAACCUGAACCGCCAGAAGAUGCGCCUGCCGCGCCAGACAAUCCGCGGAAAGACGAAAUCGAUGAAUGGUAUUUGCGAUUUUUUGGCGAAAUGGGACAAGGUUUAAUGUUUGAUACACUUAAAGCUGCCGACUACCUUGAUAUACCAGAACUUCUAGAUAUUGCGUGCAAGUGCGUUGCUCUCAUGCUCAAAAUGAGGACGCAUAAAGACGUUUGCGAAAUGUUUGGCAUCACCGAUCCCGGAAUCACCGAUCAACGCUACAUAUACCUUUACAAUAAGUAUAGUUGGUGUAGCGAUUGA
Molecule: messenger RNA, 384 nt
Organism: Caenorhabditis bovis
Lineage: Eukaryota; Metazoa; Nematoda; Chromadorea; Rhabditida; Rhabditidae
Source: the annotation of a GenBank genome assembly